Centrocercus urophasianus (Greater sage-grouse) is the source of this 14232-nucleotide messenger RNA. RefSeq names its product nuclear respiratory factor 1 (gene NRF1). Gene Ontology annotation, biological process: regulation of transcription by RNA polymerase II. The transcript is spliced from 13 exons. The coding region runs from base 11006 to 12658 and encodes 550 amino acids. Gene Ontology annotation, cellular component: nucleus. Gene Ontology annotation, molecular function: RNA polymerase II cis-regulatory region sequence-specific DNA binding; DNA-binding transcription factor activity, RNA polymerase II-specific. The record is from RefSeq and is a predicted model, not a curated record. NCBI's taxonomy places the organism in Eukaryota, Metazoa, Chordata, Aves, Galliformes, Phasianidae.
CUUCCCUUUAUUCCUCCUCCCCCUUCUUAUUAGGCCACGGUGUGGCCAUGGGGCUCCCACUGCUUCCUGAGCUGUUUAGGAUUGGGAACCAUAAAUAACCAUCACAGAGCACAAAAUCCCCACCCUAAGCAUGCACAGGAAGAGCUCUUUUGCAUCUGCUGCUAAUUUUGAUGACGUGCAGAAACAUUUUCUGUGCAUACCUUCAAGAUUUGGAUCUCUGCUCCCCCCAUCUAGAGCGCCCUUCGCUAUUUCCAGAAUUUGAGACCUUUUGGCAUGGUGUGCUUCUGUCUUUGGGGUGCUGGCCUCACUGCUGGCUGGAUGAUUUGUGUCAUUUUUCACUAUGCAUUUGUGCUUCGGUGUCGCCUUGGCCGUUGUGCCAUCUGUAGCACGUUGCUCAUCCUUAGAGUGGUGGGGUUGCUCUUUUCAUGUCCUAACAGCGGGGAAACGGAUGAGAAGUCGUUCCGUUUUCUAUUUUUUUAAUGUCUGGUAGAACAUUUGUGGGAAAGGGGAAGUGCCUGACUGUGGCGGCUGCUUUGGAGGGUUGAGAAUCACAUUGAUUUUCGUUGGAGUUUUUGUCUUCUCCAUCGUGGCUGGGGAUCACAUUAACUUUAGGAUUUUGGUCUUGUCCAGGAUAGUUAAGGGUCGUAUUGACUUUCUUUGGGAUUUGUUUUUGUCCAUCAUGGCAAAGGAUCACACUGACUUUCUUUGGGGUUUUGACUUCAUUCGUCAUGGAUGAGGGUCGCAUCGACUUUCUUUGGGUAUUUGGUCCUUUCCCCUGUGGAUGAGGAUCACGUUGACUUCCUUUGGGUUUUUGGUCUCAUCCAUCAUGGAUGAGGAUCACGUUGACUUUCUUUGGGGUUUUGAUCUCAUUUGUCGUGGAUAAGGACCAUAUUGACUUCCUUUGGGAUUUUGGUCUUGUCCACCACAGAUGAAGAUCAUGUUGACUUUGGGGUUCUGACCUCAUUUGUCAUGUAUGAGGAUCACGUUGACUUUGUUUUGGGGUUUGGUUUUGUCCACCACGGAUGAGGAUCAUGUUGACUUUCUUUGGGGUUUCGACCUCAUUCAUCAUGGAUGAGGAUCAGGUUGACUUUCUUUGAGGUUUUGACCUCGUUCAUCAUGGAUUUGGAUCUCGCUGCCUUUCUUUGGGGUUUUGGUAUCUUUCAACAUGGCUGAGUGUUACGAUGUAGAGUUAAAUCAUCUAAUACAUCAUUUUCUCCACGUGUUCACUGGGAUAGAGCUUUGUGUCACCUUUUGUAGGGCUCUCACAUCGUCAGGUGCAGACUUGGUGGUGAGUGGGCUCUCCCUGCCACAAAUCCAAUGACAUGUGGCAUAAUGCAUUAAUGCAUGGCAUAAACCUUGUAGGGGAUGACGAGCAAAGGCUGCGUUGUAACUCCUGCCAGACACUGCUUUUAUGCUUGGUGGUAAUUAGGCUUUAAUUACUGGCUUUAUUAAGCCCUGUGACUGGUCAGCUGCACAGAUGCCAGCUUUUAAUUUUAGGUAUUUUGGUGUCAGGGUACCCAAAGUGUUGGGAUUUGCUUUUUUUUCCGCUGCUCACAAACCUGAAUCAGCUUUGUUUAGAUUUAUCACAACCUGCUUGGCUUCUGGCAGGCUUAGACAUGGAGGUUUUGAGCUCUGUAACGAAAAUACAACAUGAAUGGCCACAGGAUCAGGGUUGGGAGCCCUGGGAGGUUCCGUUCAGCCUCCCUGGAGGCUUUGGGUUCUUUUUCAUAUUUUUUUAUUUUAUUUUAGUUUAUUUUGCUGUAGCCUUUUAUGAUCUGGAAAGCAGCCCGGAAAAUAACUUCUAGGAAGGAAGCUGGGUUCGGUGCCUCUGUAGGAUGCCCUUGCAUCCCUUCUACCAUGAAAAUUUAAUAAAUCUUCAUGCAUAAUGCUGUGUGCUGUCAAUAGAACUUAGCUCCUGUUGGUUUUCGGUGCAAGUACUGCUGUAAAAUUCAACUUUGGACUUUCUACUGCUGUUCCUGAAGGAAGUCCAGAGGAAGAAUGUGUUGUUAGCUUUAUUUUUGUACCAGUGAUUAUCCAGUAAUCGAGUCCUUUAAUAAAAUAAUUUUGUAAUACAUUCCUUGGUCUUUUAAAACAACUUUUGGUGCGUGGGGGGGAUCUCGCCUGCUUUGCUCUGUGAGUUGUAACUGUAGUAGAAAAAAAUGGCAAAUGGUGCUGAGGUGGCACUUGGAGCAGAGGCUUUGUGACUCACCCAGCUCUCCUCUAAGGCACUUCAUUAGCUGUUUGGUAAAUAGCCACUUGCUAGGGAUGCUUGUCUAAAAUUAGGAGCAGCUACAGCCAGCUGAGGAUAAAAGUUCCCUCUUGGGGGUUUCAGCUGCCAUGCCAGAGGAGUGCAGCCCACCCAGGGCCACUGGGUGGCAUAUGGGCACCACACUGGGGCACAUCUUACUUGUGUUUAAAGGUAAUCUGUCCCCUCGUGGUUUAAAACUCCUCAUCUCACAUCCAGUUUGGUGGUUGCUCAUGUUCCCACUGCUGAAGGUUGGUCUGUUGGCCUCCGCCAGCCCAGCCUUUUUAUUCUUGGCUCCCCCAAUACUUCUCAGCCAUCUGGCAGAGGCUGGUUGGGUUUUUGGUUGUGGAUGAGUCACCUGUUGAGCUUCAAGGAGUCUGUGCUAUUGAUGGAUAAGACACUGGGGAGCUGGAAGCUGUAUCUGAUGGAGAGCAGCAGACAUCCAUCCUGCUGACAUGUUGACAUCAAUGAAAUGCCAUUGUUUUUCAUCUUGUGCGGUGUGAACGUUCAGAGACUUGUGCAGCACUUGGUCUUGCAGGUAUAUUCCAUCUGAUCCUGGGUUCUAUAGGAUUGAGGAGCCCAGCAUUAUUUUGCAGUUGUUGUUUUUCACCUUUUUGUCCUGCUGUGUGAGGGACAGGGCAUGUUGUUGUGCAAGGAGCACGGGGCGUUGUGCUGGGUUUCCUCACCUGCACUAUUUUGGUUGCUGCAGAUGGCUUUCUGCCUCUGUGAGGUUCUGACAAAAAGGAGUUUGCAAUGGCUGUAAACUAAAAGAGGGGGGAUUUAGGUUAGGUGUUGGCAGGGUGUUGGAACUGGAUGAUCUUUGAGGCCCCCUCCAAUCUACUCAUGAUUCUGUGACAAGUAAUGCAAUCAGAAAGAAACCAGUUCCCACCCACUGUUUAUUACGUAACCCUCUAAUUAAAGUCAUCAAAUGGAGAUGACUCGGUGGCUUGGGAAACUUCCCCCACGUCUGGGUCAAAAAUACUUCCUCCGUGCUUUAUUUACAUUGCCACAUCCUUGAUGUUGUGUCAGUUAAUUCUUAUCCCCUUAUUUUUGGCUUCAGCUGUUGGAGUCUCCUGCUGUUUUGGACCCCAGAAAGGUCCUUGAACUUUUCAGUUUUCCCUAUAAAGGAGAGAGGACUGGGGGUAGUGCUGCUCCCUUUCUCCCUAGGAAGGCCAGGCUGACGUGAAGCACUUCUCAUAGUUGCCUAGGGCUGCAAGUUGUCUUUCCUUUUCUGGCUUCUUUCUGCACCAUGUUUUUGAGUGAAAGGUAAAGCAUUAAGGUGGGUCUCCUGCCCAAGAAGCAAAUGGUGUGUGUUCCUGUGAUGGCUGUAAUGCUUAAACUCUGGUAAUGAGAAGCAUACGUGGAUGGAGGUGGCGGUGAGGAAAUAUUAAAGACCUCCAAAACACAAAAUGCAGCUGCAAAUAAAAUAUUGUGUUCUGUUCUCCAUGCACAAAGUAAAUGGUUGUGUGUUGCAGCAGCUCCUAAAACCUCGCUCAGCCCCUGUGUUUGUUCAGAGCUUGAACAGCCCCGUUUGUAUGUAGGCAUGUUUGUUAGAAACGUGUAGUAACUAUUUCAUCUUUUAACAGAUUAAAUGUUGAGUGUUCAGCUUGCAUGGAAAACAGCUGCGUAGUAAGUGAUGUGCUUCAAGGAGCAAGGUGGGCAGGUUAAGGAGCUCUUUGUUGGUCCCACAGAGGAGAAGAAUGUUCUUAAAAUGCACUUAAAUCCAGCAUGCAUGUACUUAGGUAGUCGCAGAGUGGUCUCAUCUAGCUGAGCUGGAGAUAGGCUGAUGUGCGUUUUCAGGCAGGAAGCCUGGGUUUGGGAUAGACCAAUGAUGGCUUCUUGGGCCCUUUCCAACCCAACCCAUUCUAUGAGCUCCUUGCAGAACACAUCACCAACAGAAGCAGCCAGCCACAUAGCCAGGCCUGCCAUCUUAGAUCAGAGCUACGUAAUUUAGUGCAGGUUAUUUAAUUAGGGCUAUGCCCUGUGACCUUACCACAUGGUAGGUGAUGAGCUAAGGCAACGUGAGGGCAAGCAACACUGUUGGCCAAGUGCUCAGGAAGGCAGCCAUGGCCAGCAGGUUGAUCUCUUGGUGUUGUUUCCAAAUCUCCUGUUCUGUUGUCUCCAGAUGUGCUGUCGUGUUGCCUCCAAACCCCGGUGAGCAUCUCAGUGCUGUGUGCCAACCCCUGCUCUCUCACUCGUGUGCUCCUCGCAACGCUCCCAUUACUUUCCUUUGCAGCAGCCCAGCGUAACAGUAAUCCUUUCCCACUAUAAAAGAGGAUUAAAAAUGGGAACAUUCGUACCUUAAUUCAGCCUGCCAGGGCUGUGCUCUGUCUUUUGGGCAGUAAUCCUGUCGGUAAAGGGCCGUCAGCAAACAGCAGAUCCUCCGGUCCUGCUGCUGAUGGGGUUAGCAAUUCUUCAAAUUAAUUAAAAAGCUGUAGCAACUAGAGAAGAGCAACUCGCUUAGAAUGUCUUAAAGGCCACAUGGUUCAGAGUAAAAUAAUUAGAAAUUGGGAUUUCCGUGGUUCUUGAAAUGAAAGUGUGCAAAUGGACAUAAUGGUACCUUUGAGGAUGCUGUUUGUCAGAUGCUUUGCUGUCCACACUCCGCUUACAUGCUCAAUAAACAGGUGUGAAGUCCCAUUUGUUUCUUUUCCAGGCUUUCUGUGUUUUACUGCAGCUCUUUUGGGUGAGGUGCUGAUGAGGAAAGCACAGUGAAAACAUGGGUUUGGUUUUCUAGGAUAUUUUUUUUUUAGGAUUUUUAUGCUGCGACUGUUAGCACAGGGAUUAUUUUUCCAGCCUAAUUAAAAGGAUAAUUGCAUUAAGCCACAGGAGGACGCUGUGGGAUGACAAGAGGUGGAUUUCAGUCCCUCCUAGGGCUUGAGUUACUGUGUUUCUGCCAGUGCAGGACCACAGCCAAUUCUCUCCACCAGUGCCAGAACAAUGGGAUUUUUGCAUUUCAAUGUGUGUUUUCAACAAGUUGGGGUAAUAAUAAAGAUACAAAUCAAUGUUGCUGCUUGAUGGAUGCAUCGUUUCCUUAUCAAACCCACAUAACUAAUUCCAUCGAGACACAUCGUUGCACAGGCAUGGCAUCGAACCCUAUCUAAAGCUGAAUGUGUGAAUAAUAUUUAACCUGGGAGAGCUGUCAGCAGGUUGGAUGCUACACAGAGACUUCCAGCAGGAGUCCAAGGCUUUGUUUUGCAUCCCCCUAAGAAAAGCCAGGUCUUGGUAUUGCUUGGCUGUGGCAAUGACAGGAGAUGGAGCUGGGACCCAUCCAAAAUGGGACAAAACGUGGCUACUGUGGUCUGCUAUGAGGGCUGAUCAGCAGCAGUAGUUUAAGGCAUGAUUGCAAUUGUCCUUGUGGAAAUCUCGGUGCGUGAGGUUCAUUCUCCCACCAUUGAAACCUGCUGAUGAGAUUCUCACGGGAUGAGGAAGCACCUCUGCUUUGAAAAAUGCAUAGAGAGCUUUGUGCCAGAACAGCAAAACACAGUGGGAGACCAUUUCAGAUGCAGAAUUCCCCUCAAGUAGGAGUAGGAAAUUUAUUUUAUCAGUAGGUGGUGAGUGAUUAAUUUCUCCUUGGACCACUUUUCACUUAGGAAUUAUUCCAGGCCGUCUUUGCAGGGAGCUGGGAAUUCACUGAAACCUACAGCACCAGUGGAAAAUAGGUUUUAAAAUCAAACAACCUGCUGUGGUAAGUGCAUAGGACUUACACAGGACAAGUGCUUUCUGAUCUCAUCCUGUAGAAGAGUUGCAAGCAAGCACCUGAGCAGUGCUGAGCAGCAGUACCACUUCAUCACAGCUCCUGCAAGCAAUCCUUGUGCAAGACGGGGAAGGAGAAAGGUAGAGGACCAGUGGACUAUGUGCUGAUGGGGAAGCCCAUUUCCUAGCAGGGGUGCUGGUGCAUGUGGCUGGAAACUAGCACAGCACUGCAAGAAGAAGAGCCAGCAGCACUGCUGCAUGGGGUUUAACACAGCCAGAUCACAGCAACCCCCGAGAACAAAGGUGCCAGUGUGAUGGUGGUGGUUUCAUGCAAAGAAAGUGACUUAUUUACAGGGCAGGCUUGAAUCCAUUAAAGGCACAUUAAACUCCAGAUGCUCACCAUCUUUACAGAAGCAGUGGAAGAAAGAGAGGAGGUGUUGCACACUUUUUGGAAGAAAAAAAGAAAAAAAUCAGCUCUCUGAGCUUGGAGCAGCAUUUAUUGCAGUUAAAAGCGUGACGCUGGAAUAGUGAGACUUUUAAUGCUGUUUUCCCUUUUUAAAGAUGGUUUUCAGACUAAACUGCGUCGUGCCAGACAGUGCUGUGCGAUGUGCUGUUCCGUGCAGGAUGCUCGACGUUGGGUCUGCAGCACAGGGAUCAAGCAGAAAAUGGAAAAGGGGAAACCAGGAGCGUUUCCAUUCCUUUGGAACUAAUAAGGAAAUGAGCCGGAGGGAUUAUUUGCAGCUAUGCCAAAUGGGCCCUCUCUCUAAGACCUCUAAAUUAACUUCAGGUGGGUCCAUCACCACCCAGCAGUCUGAGUUAUGUUUUAUGGAAGAAGCAGUGCUCCCAGCACUGUGCCUCAAUACCUUUAUGGGCUGCUGCACCUCAGUUUUCUGCCUUUUAUCAUUUCUCAAUCCUUGCUUAUUGCAUACAGAAAGCGGAGCUGCUGCGGUGUCAGUGCCCAACUGGGGCCUCAAUCUUCUCCAAAACCUUCACCUAGGAGACAUUUUGGUGAUAGCAAAGAGCGUUCACUUGAAGAAAAGACAGAAAUUUCUUAUGAAGAAGUGAGUUUUGAAAGGAGAAACCUCCACCCAAAAUGUCCAAGCAGAAGAAAAACCUGAAAAUAUAGAAUUUGUAGUUCUAGUCCAUACAGAGUAUGUCUCAGCCCUUCUCCUUCAGUCUUCGUUCACGUGGUCCAUGCUUUGCAUCCAUAUAGAAAUUAUUGAAACAUCCCAAGAUGUUUUUCCUUCUGUUUUUUUUUCCUGUGUGGACAUCUCAUCGUUGUCUCAGUUUGAAGCACUCAUGAAGCACCAACUGUCAUGAGUUGGUGGUAGACGAGUUCCUCCAGUGGGGCUUUGUGUCAGUGUGGCUACUUCUACUCACACCACAGAUGACGCUGAGUAGAGACGAGCUCCAUUUUCAACCACGUGUCUUUGAGUUUAGCAUAGAAUUUACAGUUUUUGCACUCCUUUUCUGUUGUUUUCUGCUGUUUCAGUGCUCAGGUUUUGCUAUUUUGGGUUGCUUUUCUCCUUCCAGCUCUGGUGUCAGCAGCGCAUUAAAGGAGCCUCCGUCACGACCACAAGGCAACUGCACUGCGUGCUGAGGUGACUUUAUCCUCAUUUCUCUGUCUUCAAGCAUUUUAAAUGAUUUUUAAAAUACUUUUGGCUCUCAUCCAAGGCUUCAGGACUGAGCCACAGCCACCAAGAAAUGUCUCCACAAGCAUUGUCAUGGCAUCAGGGUUUCCUUGCACCUGAAGUUGUUCAGGUUGAUAAAGCACAAGAGGAAUAAAUGCUCGUUUUCUGGAAUGAGGAAUGUUCAUUUCUGAAAUGAAUCGAGAACAUUUUUUUUUCCUUUCAUGCUCUGUGCAAUAAUCCCUUUUCCAGUCCAUCAGAUCCAUGGCCGAGCUGCUUUGGGUGGCUCUUUGGUGGCUCUUCGGAUGGUUCUUCCUCUGUGCUCCACAGCCUGAUUUCUACCAGGAAUCCUGCAGGAAUAAUGUGAGAAAAUGGAUAAUACAAAUAAUUACCCAAACUUUCAACGCACAGCUAUAAGGCUUUUGCCCUCCAGGUGCUGGAGACGUUUGGGAAUUUUCCAGAAGUCAAAUGUGCAGACAUGGAACGAGUGCAGAAGUUGGAAAAGAAGAAAAUUGGUGUUGAGUGAAGUCAGCUAGUGGGUCAAACUGGAAUUAAUCCAAGUUACAAUGUGGAAAUGAGUUACUGAAGCUUGUAGUGUUGGGUUAUGCACAACUGGGCAGACUCCCCAUCCACUGGAGAGUAAGUCCUGGUUUGUGGUAGAUGUGUAGUAGUUUCUUGCCCUUUUCCCAGCUUCUCUUUACUUUUAUAAGCCUGGAAUGAUGAAGAUGAGGGUGCAGAAAGGGCAGAUCCAGGUUCUGCUUGGUGGUGGAAGCGCAAUGUGUGCCUGUAAAAAUGAGAGCAAUGCCCACACGUGCCUGUCUGCUCUUUUUGGGCACCCUUGUGUUGAUGUUGGUCACCCAGCUGCUUGUUUGCCCACUUAGGAAUGCAUGGCCCAUAGUUUCUGUUUGAGUGGUAUCGCCCUGGUUCAAGCAUUUUUCCUCCUAAAGAAAGCAGUGUCAGAAGCAUCGCUCAUUUUGCAGUCUGGUUUCCUGGGGAGCUGAGUGGUGGCUACACUUUGUCACAUAUAUUCUGGUAGUAUUUUUUUUAUGAGGAUAAACACUUCUUUAUUUCAGUGGAAAGCACUUUAUUUUGUAUGGCACCGUGGGGAAAGCAGCAGUGAGCCACUUCAGACAAAGAAAGCCUAGUGGUUUGGGAAAAGCAGGGCUUGCUGUGCUGCUCCGUUAACGUUUUGCCUGAAAUCUCCUUGUUCCCCCUAUUUUUCUGUACUGAUAACAAAAUAAGUUCAUUAGAAGAAGAUUAUACUGGCUCUGUUUCCAACCGAAGUAUUUCAUGUUGCUUCAAUGCAUCUUGGCAUCUCAGACCCUUCCUUACUGGAGGUAUUUGAAUUGGUCUCCUUUGGGUGGUUCUAACAUCGCAGUGACUUGUAAGGAGGGCUGAAUAACACCUGGUUCCAUUGUGAGCUGGAUUGUGAGUGGGAAGGUGGUUGGAGCUUUAACCUCCAUAGGGUUGUAAUGGUCUCACAACUGCAUUUCAGCAGUUUGGAGCUCCCCUAGUGCAUGCCUAGCUAGGAAACAGCCUAAACUCAUCUGUUGGGAGCCCAAGUUGAGUUUAAUUUCCAUCCGUACAGUUUAAGAACGCUUAGGGCUUCUCUUAGUGUUUCCCAGGCAAGAAACUCACUUUUCUGGAUAGGAGAUGGCCAAAAUAAGAGUCAGCUCCACCAUGAAGUUGGUAGCUCUUAGUGAAGCCAUUCGUUUUGUGAUUCUCAUUAUUAAAAGCAUAGGAGAGAAACCAGAUUGGGCUUGGCGUAUUUGGCGUUUUGGGAAGUUCAGUACCAGUUUUGGAAAGGUCUAGCUGGAUUUCUUUGUAUUGGGAAUUGAGAAACCAUUCCCAAAUGCCUAGAUUGGAGUUAGCUUAGGAGGACAAAGGCUGCUGCAAAAAGAACCAUUGCUGUGUAAUCCCAUACAUGGAGCAAACCCAUCCUAAAGCCCUGGACCUGCUGGCUGAAAGCUGUCCAUUGAGCAAGGGGAUGUGACUGCCUGCAGCCAUUUUGGUAAUAAUGGUGGUAUUUGGAAACUUAUUUGCAUGAUCAUGGGUUUUUGCUUGGCUCAUCCUAAGUCUCCUGUCAGUAUUUUCCUCUAUGAACUUCUCGUCUCCAUUCAACACCGUUUGUGCCUCUGGCAUUUGAGCAGGAAGCUUUCCCUUAGUGCUGUCCAGGGAAUAUUCUCCCUGCAUUUGAGAUGCAGCUUUUGUUUUUCCCAUUAAAAAAAAAAAUAAAUAAAAAAUAGCUGUGCUCGAGUCAAAUGUGAAAAAUGAUUUUGAAAGGGGAAAAAUAAUUCUGAGUGUUUGGAGGAUGGAACUCGCUAAAAGAAUUGAUUUGCUGGUUGUGGUGUCUUCAAGUUGAAGCUGCCUUUGAGAGAGCUACUUUAUAAAUGCCCUUAGUGUUCAGUACACAAUGUUGUUGGUACUUCUUCCUGUGGCCUUGGAUGUGCCUUGCCCUUCUUCCUCUCCCAAAAUCAGGACGAAACUCAGGUCAUCUCCUCCUGCCUUCCACCACACCUCCUGUCCUCAGUUUGAGGUGCUCUCCCUUCUCCUCCUUUCUUUCCACGGAGCAUCCUACGUUUGUAGUCAUUCCUCUUGCAAUCUCUCAAGUAGUUGUCCUUGGUUGGUUUGGCCAAGAUAACUUUGGCCAGGAGCUCUUUCUCCUGGCAUGGAUCUCACUGUCCCAUUUUUCCUGCAUGGUUGGUCCUGAUGAUGUCAUUUUUGGACUCACCGUCAGCCUGAUGACUGUUUUGUCACAGUGGCUGUCAUGCUGAUCAUUUGCUGAGCGUUGUGUAUUUCUGGCAGGAUAUAUAUGAUAAAAGUUAUGGGAAGCUUUGGAAGAGCAGAGCUGCGUGUUGGCACGCUGUGGUUGAGUUGAUGGUGCAGUGCACCGUGCCAGGUCUGUGCUCCUGGCUCUCUCCUCCUGAAAAGCUGAACAGAUUUCUAUGGAGAGGGUGUGGUAAAGAGCUUUGAAUGCCAUGGAAUUUGACCCCGUUAUUAUGGCCACAAGGUCCUCUGGUAUGUGAUGUAACAGUUUGUGAUGUGCUGGUGCUUUCCCACCAAUGUACGACAGAUACCCACUGACAAUACCUGAGCAUCUUCUGCUCAUAUUUAUGUUCAUGCUGCAUGCUCUGGUGCCCUGCUGACUGUGUGAGCUGCUGCUCUGCUCAGUGGUUUAGCACUUGGCUACAUUAAAUAAAUAUGCUUUACAUAAUGCUUAUGCUUAGGUUGUAAUGAUUUUGCCCACUUCCGGACUCUGGGCAAAUAAUGCAGCAAAAGUCAUCUCCAGAACACAACUUGCUACCAGUAAACCUCUGUACUGUCAUUGUAAUGCACGUCCUGGGAUGUUGAGGUUGGAUUAUGUAUUGCUCUUGAGCAUCUUCCCUUGGUGUCAAAGUGGCAGAAAUAAGCUCCAGCUUGGGAAUGCCAGUACCUAUUGAUGGAAGAACACGGCGUCGCUCAAACAGAACACAUGGCCACCAUCGAGGCCCACGCAGUGGCCCAGCAGGUGCAGCAGGUCCACGUGGCCACCUACACAGAGCACAGCAUGCUGAGCGCCGACGAGGACUCGCCUUCUUCACCUGAGGACACGUCCUAUGAUGACUCUGACAUCCUCAACUCCACAGCUGCCGACGAGGUGACGGCCCACCUGGCUGCAGCAGCCUCAACUCCUGCAGGAUUUUCCUUUUCUUUACCAGCACCCUGGUGGGCAGUUGCAGGAGAAUCUCACUCUAAGGGAACCCCAGGUCCAGUGGGGAUGGCAGCAGCUGCUGCUGUGGCAACGGGUAAGAAACGGAAGCGACCACACGUUUUUGAAUCCAACCCAUCCAUCCGUAAGAGGCAGCAGACGCGUUUGCUACGGAAGCUCCGUGCCACGCUGGAUGAGUACACCACCAGAGUGGGGCAGCAAGCCAUCGUCCUGUGCAUCUCACCCUCCAAACCCAACCCUGUCUUCAAAGUUUUUGGAGCUGCACCUUUGGAGAACGUGGUACGCAAAUACAAGAGCAUGAUUCUGGAAGACCUGGAGUCAGCACUGGCAGAGCAUGCUCCUGCACCUCAGGAGGUUAACUCAGAGUUACCACCCCUCACCAUUGAUGGCAUUCCAGUCUCAGUGGACAAGAUGACCCAGGCACAGCUGCGAGCGUUCAUCCCAGAGAUGCUGAAGUAUUCCACGGGUCGUGGGAAGCCAGGCUGGGGCAAGGAGAGCUGCAAACCCAUUUGGUGGCCUGAGGACAUUCCCUGGGCCAACGUCCGAAGCGAUGUGCGCACGGAUGAGCAGAAGCAGCGGGUGUCAUGGACCCAAGCACUGAGGACUAUCGUGAAGAACUGCUACAAGCAGCACGGGCGUGAGGACCUGCUCUACGCAUUUGAGGAUCAGCAGACACAGCAACAGACCACAACCACACACAGUAUAGCACACCUGGUGCCCUCACAGACAGUGGUACAAACCUUCAGUAACCCUGAUGGCACUGUGUCCCUCAUCCAGGUUGGCACUGGUGCCACCGUUGCCACAUUGGCUGACGCCUCCGAGCUGCCUACCACAGUUACUGUUGCACAAGUCAAUUAUUCUGCAGUGGCUGAUGGAGAGGUGGAGCAGAACUGGGCAACGCUACAGGGGGGUGAGAUGACCAUCCAGACAACGCAGGCAUCAGAGGCCACGCAGGCAGUAGCAUCGUUAGCAGAAGCAGCAGUGGCAGCAUCUCAGGAGAUGCAACAAGGAGCAACUGUUACCAUGGCACUUAACAGUGAAGCAGCUGCCCACGCCGUCGCCACGCUGGCUGAAGCCACUCUUCAGGGUGGAGGACAGAUUGUCCUAUCUGGUGAAACUGCAGCAGCAGUAGGAGCACUCACUGGAGUCCAAGAUGCCAAUGGCAUCCUAGCAGCAGACUAUUCAGGCUACAAGUGGAGCCUAGCAGAGAGUUUAUCAGGCCUCGUGCAGAUCCCUGUCAGCAUGUACCAGACCGUGGUCACCAGCCUGGCGCAGGGCAACGGCCCCGUGCAGGUGGCGAUGGCACCGGUCACCACACGGAUAGCAGACAGCGCCGUCACCGUGGAUGGGCAGGCGGUGGAAGUGGUAACUUUGGAACAGUGACCAUAACCCUCAGCGGGAUCACGAUGAUUUAUUUUUAUUUUUUUGAGGGGUUUUUAUUCUUUUCCUUUUAUUAUUUUUUUUUUCUUUUCUUUUCUUUUUUUUUUUUUUUUUUUCUCCUCGUCUCUUAAUGCGAAUAAAAUUUUUUUUACGCCUAUCCGGAGAUGCAAUCAGGUGGCACUGAGUCUUUCGGAAGCAAAAGUGUUUUGCUGACCGUUUUUAACGAAGAAUAACGAAGGAUGCGUGUGUUAAGUGCGUCUUUACAGCACCACUGAUCACACUGGAGCGAGAAGCCCAACGCAGAUGGGACAUUCUGAAGAGAUGAGAAAGGAGGAAAAAAAAAGCCACACGCACACACAAAAAAAAUACGACUCCUUGCGCCCCUUUUCUUCCCACAGCAGAGCAUGGAUGCUCCCACAGGGGGUGAAUUAGGUUUCGAAGAUUUUAACGUGGACUUUUAUAUGAAAAAAUUAAAAAAAAAAAAAAUAAAAAAAAAAGGAAAGGAAAGAAAAAAAAAAUAAUAACGAAAUUUGGGCAAGGCUCUUCUUGGAAAAAUGCAUUUGUGACUGUGGGGACAGCUCUCGAAGCUGCCGGUCCCGGAGCCCCGUGCGGGCGCGAGGACAGCUCGAUGACCGCCGUGCUUGGCUCCCCUGGUGCACACUGGAGACACAUUCUUCUUUCUCUGCUCUGGAAACCCUGCCAUUUCAAUUCUUUUGUUCUUGUUUUUUGUGAUUUUUUUUUUUUCUCUGUAUUAUUAUUAUUAUUAUAAUUAUUAUUUCCUCUUCUUGUCGAUUUGGAACGGAGCGGAAAUGCCUCCGGAGCUGUGCCGGGAGGGCUGCGGGGACUCGGGGACAAUAUGACCAGCACUUGCCCCGAUCCUUUGCCAAAGAGCCACAACCCCACUGCCAACCCAGGACACUUGGAAACCCCAAUUCAACCCUUUUGGGGAACCCCUCUGGAGCCAUGUGCCAGCCCUGCUCCUUGAGCAUCUCCUACUGCUGCCACCCAACUCAACCCAACCCACGUCACCCAACGUCUCCCAGAGGAGGGGACAGCCCACGGGGGCAUUUUGGGGACAGAUCCUCCAGGACUUUUCAAUGGGACAAAAGCACCCCGGAAGCCCCCCAUGGUGCGUGCUGGUUGUGUGUGGUAUUUAAUAUUUUUUUUAAUUAUUGUUAUUUUCAAGUGGCCAUUAACGAAGUUCUCUGCGUCUUUGCUCCGCCUUCAAGGAAGUUUUCAGAUUCUUGUAUUUACUUGUUUUAUAAGGAAAAUAUCAAAUGCUCUUUGUAUACACUUCUUCUGUACUUUAAACGAGGGGAGGGAAAUAUUUCCAUAGAAACAGCCCUGGUUUCUCCAGUUUGUUAUUAUUUUUUUUUAAUUAUUAUUUUUUAUCGUCGUUGUGAAGAUGUCGGUGGCUUUCAAGUCCGUGUUCCUUGGGCGGUGCGAUGACAUUCUUUUAGUCCCAGCAGUCCCCUUUGCCCUCCCCCCAAAGAGACAAAACCAGGCAAGUAGCAGAGCAUGGACCCCUAUUGUUUUCCCAGUGUCUAUUAUUCAAUAAAUUGUUACAAAUGUGUCUA